Fomitiporia mediterranea MF3/22 is the source of this 1223-nucleotide messenger RNA. RefSeq lists its product as uncharacterized. Lineage: Eukaryota; Fungi; Basidiomycota; Agaricomycetes; Hymenochaetales; Hymenochaetaceae. The coding region runs from base 1 to 1149 and encodes 382 amino acids. The record is from RefSeq and is a predicted model, not a curated record. The transcript is spliced from 2 exons.
AUGCCUUCUCCGUCUUCGCGACAAUCAGGAGCAUCCGCACCACCAGCGAGGUAUGCGGAAGACCACAGACGUCUUGUUCCUCGCAAGGGGGGAGGGGGUCGCAGCGGGCGCACCUCCGGCAAGGGUGGAAAAGGGAGCCCAAAGGGUGGUGCUUCUGCUGCGAAAUCUCACGGAGCACCUGACGGAUUUACGAAGUCUCGGAGCGGCGGGAAACCGAUCAGCAUGCCGUCUUCGAAGUCAUCUGCAUAUGCCUACUCGGACGGUGGAGGAAAAUCUACCAUCCUUGGCAGUAAUUCACCGUUUGCAGGCCGGCAGGCUGGAGGCGGUUCCAGAUACCUGAAUGAUACGGCAAGACCUGGUGGCAAUCUUGCAACUGCAGUCCUCCAACCCACAUACAAUACAAGUGCUGUCACCUACCGUCUUAUAGGAGAUAACUCUUCAGUAACCCAAGUCUUCGAUGCCCUUGUCGCGAACUGCAGUGUCGCCAAUUCGACCACUGCUAUAGCCGCAUUUCUUCCAUCAGCCUCGGUGUGGCCCCAACCUGAACAGGUUGUCCAGUAUUACCGUGCAUCGUCGUUUGCGCUCUCACUGGAUGGUUAUAACAACACCGCAUCUCUGAUCACCUACGCUCCUGCUUCGAACAGCUCGUUACCGCCACAAAUGGCAGACACACCACUGCCAUCGGGCUUGAACAUGACUUUCCUUGAAUGCGUCAAUGCAACCGUUGGUCAGAGCGUACCACUUGUUGACGUUCCGGCAAAGAAGAAGCUAUCGCCUGAAGCAAUCAUUGGAAUCAUAUUUGCAGGCGUGUGCGGCAUUGUACUCGUCUAUUUCACUAUCAAGGCAUGCUGCAAAUGCUUGUCCUCUCUUCGUGGAAAAGUCAAGAAACUCCUAAAAAGAAGGAAGACAAUUGCAAUGCGAAUCGAUCCCGAGUCACAGGUUUUAGAACCUGAGGACGACAAGACGCCUCCUACUUCUGCCGUCCCUCUUAACAUUGUGGGAUCAAGAAGUAGACCUUCGUCAGCAGAUGCCGGAACGCUGGUUGACGAGCCAAUAGACGGCAACAACCAUUCAAGCUCAAAGACCAAUACCAUUUCUCCAAUGCCGGGGAAAGCAUCCUCUGCUAGUCCUCAACCCGGCUGGUCUUAGGUACCGCUCUGAAACGUACAUUGUUCUGCAUCCAACAAUGGUACCAGAAUCAUGUCAAUUACUUCCCCUUUUCC